Molecule: messenger RNA, 309 nt
Organism: Oldenlandia corymbosa var. corymbosa
Lineage: Eukaryota; Viridiplantae; Streptophyta; Magnoliopsida; Gentianales; Rubiaceae
Source: the annotation of a GenBank genome assembly
AUGGACCGGCUUGCUCGGAUUGCACUGGAGAUGGCUAAAUCUACUAAAGUCGCACCAAUGGUUUUUGUGCUUGCAACAAUGGCUGUAAUGACAUCUCAUUCAACUACGUUGCUAUCUGAUCGGUUGGUCAAGACUCCGUUGAUGAUGACUAUGACUCUGUUGACUGUAUCAAUUGCGGAAGUUGUAACUGCGUCUGAGACUGAACUGACUGUGAAAUCUCAUGAACUGAUUGAGGCUGGAUCUCUGCCAAUGAUUGAUGCUGAGCUGAUUCUAGAGACUCUGUCAACUGCUGGGACUGUAAUGGCAUAA